This is a messenger RNA of Platichthys flesus (European flounder), 1009 nucleotides long. RefSeq names its product histone H2A-like. Bases 18 to 404 code for a protein of 128 amino acids. Gene Ontology annotation, molecular function: DNA binding; structural constituent of chromatin; protein heterodimerization activity. Lineage: Eukaryota; Metazoa; Chordata; Actinopteri; Pleuronectiformes; Pleuronectidae. The transcript has a single exon. The record is from RefSeq and is a predicted model, not a curated record. Gene Ontology annotation, cellular component: nucleosome.
UCUACAGAAGCUUGAAAAUGUCUGGACGAGGAAAGACCGGCGGUAAAGCUCGUGCUAAGGCCAAGACCCGCUCCUCCCGGGCCGGGCUCCAGUUCCCGGUGGGCCGCGUCCACAGGCUGCUCCGCAAGGGAAACUAUGCGCACCGGGUGGGAGCCGGAGCUCCGGUGUACCUGGCCGCUGUGCUCGAGUACCUGACCGCUGAGAUCCUGGAGCUGGCCGGGAACGCAGCCCGCGACAACAAGAAGAGCCGCAUCAUCCCCCGCCACCUGCAGCUCGCGGUCCGCAACGACGAGGAGCUCAACAAGCUGCUGGGGGGAGUCACCAUCGCUCAGGGCGGAGUGCUGCCCAACAUCCAGGCGGUGCUGCUGCCCAAGAAGACCGAGAAGGCCGCCGGCAAGAAGUGAGCAGCGCCCCGGUCCUCACCACCACACAACGGCUCUUUUAAGAGCCACUCACCCUCCCUGAAGAGCUUAUUGUCCCCGUUAGAAACACCAGUUUACCGCUGCAGCACAAAGUCAAUAUCCUAGAUCGUCCAGUGAUCAGCAGGUCAUUCACACUCAGUCACUUCAAUAAACAAUAACAUCGUUAAUUCAAAGACCAAGAUGGAGAAUGCUGGAAGUUCAAUCUUCAACCAGGUGGUAGUGAUGUUCAGCUGAUGGGACCUCUGUAAAACUCCCAGUUUAGAACCAGAGGAGAACAUGUCUGCCCCAGUAGAUGACAUGUUAGGGACCAGCUCACCCUCACCCACGUCACACAUUGUAACACGAAUCCAUGAAUAGUAGAUGUUGGUAAAUGAGCGUAGACGCAUAGUAAAGUAAUCACUUAAGUAAUAAAGAAGUAAAUCUUAAUCCAGGAUUUAUGAACCUAAAUUCUGACAAAUUAAUGAUAAUUACUUUGAUGUUUCCAGUACGAGAUUUCACAUCAAACCAUUCAAAUACUCUAGGAGAUGUGUUGAGGUCAUUUUGUUUUUACUGUUUAAUAGCCAUAAUCGCUUUUAAAUAAAACAAGG